Danio aesculapii is the source of this 4828-nucleotide messenger RNA. RefSeq names its product DEAH (Asp-Glu-Ala-His) box helicase 9 (gene dhx9). Lineage: Eukaryota; Metazoa; Chordata; Actinopteri; Cypriniformes; Danionidae. Gene Ontology annotation, cellular component: intracellular anatomical structure; nucleolus; ribonucleoprotein complex. The record is from RefSeq and is a predicted model, not a curated record. The coding region runs from base 123 to 3953 and encodes 1276 amino acids. The transcript has 28 exons. Gene Ontology annotation, biological process: positive regulation of transcription by RNA polymerase II; regulation of mRNA processing. Gene Ontology annotation, molecular function: ATP binding; 3'-5' DNA helicase activity; 3'-5' DNA/RNA helicase activity.
CCAAGCAUUCCAGUGUGUGUUGCUACUAUGCGGCUUGUACUGUAAAACACACGCAUUUUUCCUGAUUAUUUUGUGCGUCUUGUUUUGAUUUUCGCCGGAGUGUCUUUCUGAGGCCGUCAGCAAUGGCGGACAUUAAAAACUUCCUGUAUGCUUGGUGUGGAAAAAAGAAACUAACACCGAACUAUGACAUCCGAGCAGCUGGAAAUAAAAACAGACAGAAAUUCAUGUGUGAGGUACGUGUGGAGACUUACAAUUACAUCGGUAUGGGAAACUCCACCAACAAGAAGGAUGCUCAGUCCAAUGCUGCCAGAGAUUUUGUGAAUUAUCUCGUUCGGAUGAAAGAAAUAAGUCCUGGUGAAGUUCCUGCUCUAGGGGUCAGCGUUCCUGAUGGGCCGAGUGAAGGAGGGAAUGAUGACGGUGGUGGAUUUGGAAAUCUCCCAUCAAACUGUCCACUGCCUCCACAUCUGGCUGUGAAGAAGGAAGCAGAAUCUUGUGAGGGUUCUGCACCUGUCCCUGGAGUCACAGGUUUAGGCUACUCUGGUUGUAAUAAUGCACCGUGGGAGAGAGGAGCUAACCUGCAGGAGUAUUACUCCAAGAAAGAGGAGCAGGAUGCAAAAGCGACUUAUGAAUCAGAGGAAGUUGAUCUUAAUGCUGGCCUGCAUGGGAACUGGACUCUGGAUAAUGCAAAGGCCCGUCUGAACCAGUUCUUUCAGAAGGAGAAAAAUCAAACCGACUACAAGUAUAGCCAAGUGGGCCCUGACCACAACAGGAGUUUUAUUGCUGAGAUGACAAUCUUUGUAAGACAGUUGGGUAGGAGGGUUACUGCCCGUGAGCAUGGCUCUACAAAGAAGCUGGCUGCCCAGUCUUGUGCUCUGUCUCUUGUCCGUCAGCUGUACCAUUUGGGGGUUAUAGAAGCCUACACAGGACAGACCAAGAAGAAAGAAGGAGAAAGUGUGGAUGUUUAUCCAGUUAAUAUCAAUGAUGAUGUUCAACACCAGCUGUACAGUGUUAUGCAGGAACUUGGCAUCCACAUUCCUCCUCCUCCUCAGGACCCCAACAGUCCAGUGUCUCUGGUACAAGGGAAAUUGGCUCAUUUUGAACCCUCUCAAAGGCAGAGCAUGGCAGGUGUGGUGCCGUGGUCUCCACCGCAGGUCAACUGGAACCCUUGGACCAGCUCCAACAUUGAUGAAGGACCACUAGCAUUUUGCACCCCGGAACAGAUCAGCAAUGACCUGCUGAAUGAGCUCAACUAUCAGCUUGAACAGGACCAAAAUCUGCAGACGAUUCUAACGGAACGAAGUCAGCUACCAGUCAAGAACUUUGAGCAGCAAAUCAUGUCCGCCAUUUACAAUAACCCAGUGGUCAUCAUCCGUGGAGCCACCGGCUGCGGAAAGACCACUCAGGUUCCUCAGUACAUCCUAGACGAGUUCAUAAAGGGAGGGAGAGCAUCCGAUUGCAAUAUCGUUGUUACACAGCCAAGACGUAUCAGUGCAGUGUCAGUGUCAGAACGUGUAUCUUUUGAGAGAGGUGAAGAAGUGGGCAAAAGCUGUGGCUACAGUGUGCGCUUUGAGUCUUUCCUGCCCAGACCUCAUGCUAGCAUCCUCUUCUGCACAGUUGGGGUGUUACUGAGGAAGCUGGAGUCUGGUAUUCGUGGGAUCAGUCAUGUGAUCGUGGAUGAAAUCCAUGAAAGGGAUAUAAAUACUGAUUUCCUGUUGGUGGUGUUGAGAGACGUGGUCCAGGCUUACCCUGAUGUGCGUGUCAUCCUCAUGUCUGCCACCAUUGACACCACCAUGUUCAAGGAAUACUUCUUCAACUGUCCUGUCAUUGAGGUACAUGGACGUGCACAUCCUGUGCAAGAGUAUUUUCUAGAAGACUGCAUUCAGAUGACUCAGUUUGUACCACCACCAAUGGACCGGAAGAGAAAAGAUAAAGAUGAAGAGGGUGGAGAUGAUGAUGUGAACUGUAAUGUUAUCUGUGGAUCUGAGUACAGUCCAGAAACCAAGCGUGCCAUGUCUCAGCUGAAUGAGAAGGAAACUCCAUUUGAGCUGAUUGAGGCUUUGCUGAAAUACAUUGAAACUCUGGAAGUACCAGGAGCUGUGCUAGUUUUCCUACCAGGCUGGAACCUCAUUUAUUCUAUGCAGAAACACCUGGAGAUGAACCCACACUUCGGUGGUCACCAAUACCGAAUCCUGCCCCUUCACUCUCAGAUCCCGAGGGAAGAACAGAGACGAGUGUUCGAGCCUGUGCCUGACGGUGUGACUAAGGUCAUUUUGUCUACCAACAUUGCUGAGACCAGCAUCACCAUCAACGAUGUGGUCUUCGUACUCGACUCCUGCAAGCAGAAGGUGAAGCUGUUCACUUCUCACAACAAUAUGACAAACUACGCCACUGUGUGGGCCUCCAAAACCAACCUGGAGCAGAGGAAGGGACGUGCUGGCCGAGUCAGACCAGGCUUCUGCUUUCACUUGUGCAGCCGGGCUCGUUUUGAGAAACUGGAGACCCACAUGACUCCAGAAAUCUUCCGCACACCGCUGCAUGAGGUGGCGCUCAGCAUUAAAUUACUGAGGUUGGGAGGCAUUGGGAACUUCCUGUCCAAAGCCAUCGAGCCGCCACCAUUGGAUGCUGUUAUUGAGGCUGAACAUACUUUGAGAGAGCUGGAUGCUUUAGACAGUAAUGAUGAACUUACUCCACUGGGACGCAUCCUGGCCAAACUGCCCAUCGAACCACGACUGGGGAAGAUGAUGAUCAUGGGAUGCAUCUUUAAUGUUGGAGAUGCAGUGUGCACCAUCUCAGCAGCAACCUGUUUCCCAGAGCCCUUCAUCAACGAGGGAAAACGCCUCGGCUUUGUUCAUAGAAACUUUGCAGGCUCACGUUUCUCUGAUCACGUGGCCUUGCUCUCUGUCUUCCAGGCCUGGGAUGAAGUUCGGGUGGGAGGCGAGGAUGCAGAGAUUAGGUUUUGUGAGCACAAGAGGCUGAACAUGCCCACAUUAAGGAUGACCUGGGAGGCUAAAGUCCAGCUGAAAGAGAUCCUUGUUAACGUUGGCUUCCCUGAAGAGUGUCUCCUAAAUCAAGUGUUUAACAACGUGGGACCAGAUAAUAACUUGGAUUUGGUGAUCUCUCUGUUGACGUUUGGUUCUUAUCCCAAUGUGUGUUACCACAAAGAAAAGAGAAAGAUCCUGACUACAGAAGGACGAAAUGCUCUCAUCCACAAAUCCUCCGUCAACUGUCCUUUCAGCAACCAUGAUUUGACGUAUCCAUCUCCCUUUUUUGUCUUUGGGGAAAAGAUCCGAACUCGAGCCAUCUCAGCCAAAUCCAUGACUCUUGUCAGUCCUCUUCAACUCAUUCUGUUCGGCUCAAAGAAGAUCACAUCCAAUGGAGAAGUUGUUGAGCUUGAUGACUGGAUCAAACUGCAGAUUCCUCAUGAUGUGGCUGCUGGCGUGGCUGGCCUGAGGGCAGGAUUGGAAGCGCUGGUGGUGGAAGUGACCAAAGAUCCAGAAUACAUCAGAAAUCUGGAUCCCAUCAAUGAGCGCUUGCUGAACGUCAUUAGGCUCGUGUCGAGACCCUCGUCAGCAGGCAUCAACCUCAUGGCCUCCAACCCACGCUUUGGAGAUGGUCCACGUCCACCUAAGAUGGCCCGGACUGACUUUGGAGGCGGAGGAGAUUUUAGGGGAGGAGGAGGGUACAGAGGAGGUGGAGGAUACAGGGGAGGUGGAGGAUACAGGGGAGGUGGAGGAUAUCAGGGUGGUGGAGGAGGAUAUCGUGGUGGAGGGGGUGGAGGAUAUAGGGGGUAUGGAGGAGGAGGAGGAGGUGGAUAUAGGGGAUCUGGGGGAUUUAGGGGGUCUAAUGGAGGUGGAGGAUACGGAGGAGGAGGAGGUGGAUUUGGAGGGAGGGGAUUCAGAGGAGGAGGAGGAGGUGGUGGCGGCGGCUGGGGGGGAAACAGGGGUGGAUAUUAGAACCGACCAUCUGAGCAUGGAUGUAUGCAAGAAGGUAAAUUAUGUGUGAGUUUUGUUGGUUCUCUCAGUCUUUUCUCUUUUUAUUUGUAAGAAAGCAUGACAAAUUAAAAACAUAAAUGUGAUACUGUAUGCUAAUGACAGUAAUUUUGGCUAAUAAUUAUUAAAAAUAGCCAUUUGUGAUCAUCAGUAUCUCAAUUCUUUUUUUAAUUAAUAGCAAAUAUAUGCUUAGUGUUGUAUUCUAAUAAAAAUCACCCUUUUUUUUUAGUCGUGUUUUUUUUUAUUAAUUCUUAUCCACUGCUUGUUUACGCAAAUUUCUAAUCAGACAAUAACACCACAGCAGCUCAACGCAUUUAGGGAUGUAGACAUUAUGAUGAUAUAAUACUUAUGUUCAAACAGCAUCAGAAUGAGGAAGAAGAGUGAUUUAAGUUGAUCCCUAAUGAAUUUACUUCCUAUCAAUUCAACCUCAGUUGGUUGUAAACCUUUAUGAGUUUCAGUGGUUAUUGGGUUCCAGCAUGUCUGUCUGUCUGUAUGCGUGCGUGCUAAAAAUAUGGCUAAUUUUAAUCUCUUAAGUAAGUAGUUUGUUGGAAAUCCACCCUUAAACAUACUGGUGUGAAUCGAAAACUCAGUUUCCAGAUGUGCGCUUUUGCAGUAAUGAGGAACUCCUGACAAGUAUUGUAUCCAGAUUGAGCAAUGUUUAAGUUAUGAAUGUCAACGCAAUGUUUUCCAUGAACAGCAAAAUAAAUGAAAUAUUUGUAGUUGGAAGAGUGCGUGUCUGCCUAUAAAACCGUAUGAGAGCUUUGGAACAUUGAGAUCUGAUGUGGCGUUAUCUUUCGAGACCUAUAAAUCACUUUAUAUGCUAAUUUUACCAUGUGUGG